Molecule: messenger RNA, 452 nt
Organism: Symbiodinium natans
Lineage: Eukaryota; Dinophyceae; Suessiales; Symbiodiniaceae
Source: the annotation of a GenBank genome assembly
AUGCCAUCUCCUCAAUCCGACCUCAUUACGCAGGAAAUGGAGGAGCUAAAGAUGCUGUUAAAAAUGGGUGACGAGCGAAUGACCUUCCUCAAGGUGUGGUGCGUCGAGGAAACAGAGUCCAGUCCCAUUGUCACGUGUCAGAUGUGUCGUGAAGGUCGUGAAAUGUUUGAUCUUGAGGGCUUCCGUUGCCGAGUUUUCAUCGCGUUUGGUUUGUCGGUCCUGUGUAGCUCUUUUGCUCGCUGUGAUGCAGGAGCCGCGACAGCUGGCAAGGGAUUGCCGCUCACUGCGGCGCAGAUGCAAGCUUUGACCGAAGGUCUGCCUCUCUUGUCAGACAUUGCAGGCCAAGGUGAAAGAGCACCAAUUGCGGCUGCAGAGGAUUUCCUAGUAACAAAAACGGUCCUCCCCAUGGCCGAGCCAGUAGCUCACGUCGAGUGGCUGCUGCUUCGCAACCC